AUGAAGGGACGGGAUGGUUUGACGCGUCUUCUCACUGGUCCUGCUCCAACUAGUCUUGAGCCUGGUUCUCAGUCUCCAUCAAUGGCUCAAGCCCAUUGGGACAUUGUCGACUCCCUCCUCGAGGAAUGCAAACAUCGUACAAUGCGAAUGGUGAUUCAAAAGAUGGGACACGAAGCUCUGCAUCUAGGGCAUAACUACCAAUCAGUUUCAGAAGUUGAGGAGAACACGUUGGUCUCUGGUCUCUGUGAUCUUCUUGAGCGCAUCUGGUCUCAUGGACUUCAGAAGAAACACGGUGCAUCAGCGCUUUGGGCCCAUAUUCAAGGCUUUGUGAAACGCAAUGCUCAUGAAUCUCCGCAAUCGGUUGGUUUACUUCCCUCUCGGACACCGACUCAUUCUCCUGCUUUACCAUCUCGACUGCCACGUUCUGCAUCGACAGCAAGAGCUUCUGGCGCGUCUGCUUCACUGCGGAAACACGAUAGUUUACCUCGGAGGUCCUCUACAACAGCAGCGGCUUCUCCAGUGCCCAUUGAGAGUUCUGCGAGUGCAAAGUCUCCUCUGACUGCAAGCCGAUUUCGUCGAGCUCUUUGGACACCAUCUCGAAGCAGAUCAAACACCCCGGCACCUAUUGACUCCUCGAAUACAAGUGGCGCUACUGACGAUUCGGUAAUUAUCUCGGUAUCGAAUCUUCUGGACCUUGAUGGAACGUCUACCACGGCUUUCAUUGACGAUGUGGAGGCUGUCAAAAGUGUUGCUUCCUCUUCAACAGCUGCUGGUGGCUACAAACUCCGAACUAACAUUGGCUUAGCGAGGGCUUUUGUGCGUCUUGCUCUAGAGAAAAAACGCCUUUCUACCCAUCUCAAACUCCUUAUGUCGGAUUCAACUCUUCUGAGGGAGCUCUAUUCACGUCACGCUUUCCUGCGCUGUGAGGAGGAAAGGGAGCAAUUCCUUAUUCACCUUCUCUCCCUUAAUGCUGUGGAUUAUUAUUCUUUCACAAGAAUGCUACAGAAGGCUCAAAUGACCUACCGAGUAGCAAUUAUAACAGGAGGAAUGACAGGCGGGACUCGAAGUCGGUUGCCAUUGGCCUCGUCGGCUAAUGCCUGGGUUUGCUUGAGAGGUCAUUUGGGAAAUUCUGGACAUAUUCAUCUGUCUAGAGCCUCGCCUUCUUAUGUUGAAUUUAGUCAUGAAAAUCUGGGCAUACUAAGCACUCUUCUUAUUGGCCAUGACAACGCGGGUUUCUCACCUAAUAUGUUUGUGGAGGCUGUGAUUGUUAUCACACCGCUAACUAACCACACUUAUCUAUUCCCUUGCGGUCAUUGGUUGGGUCGUGGGGUUGAAGAUAAUAGUUGUGAACGCCUCCUAAUUGGUCAAAUAGCACAGGUGACUAAACAAGGAACUGUUAUUAUCCCGCGAUCCAUGAUCAGCCCUUCUGUGGAAAAUGAGGACACUGCUUCAAUAACCACCACUCCCCUAACGCGACUUUACUCAGACACUGUUCUCGAUCUUGCCACCAGCACAGUUUUGGAUCAUCUGGCCAACGCUGUGAAUCGAUUGGCCAAGCACUUCGCCUGCACAGGCCAGGCGGAAUCAUUCAUGUCCCUCUCGGCUCUGCUUUGUGGCAAGGAGCACGGCUUGGUACCCGCGCUAGAGGCUGUCUUCACGCAUGGCAUUCACUCCUCCGGCGUUUUCAAUCGUCGACGUCUUUAUGCUUGGGAUUUCUUUGGCAAGUCAUCAUUUCCCAUGGAUAUUAAACGCUUCGUUGAGCACCAUGCUCGAAUUGUAAGCAACGAGAAUCAACAGUCAAGCCGUCACAUAGACGUCACAGACGGUACUUCAGUGAAUAUUGGCGGUUUCGACGUGAGUUUUGCCACCUCUCCGUGUUUUGCUAGAACCCUUCCACGUCAGAGCACAUCUGGAUCCGGUCCGAGAAAUCUCGAUUCUUCUGGUCGGCGAACACCUCUUUUAGGCAGAGCCACUCCUCGCCUCUCGUUGAAGAGUUCCGCUUUGCCACCAAUUCAACCGUCUGCCACUUCCUGCAGUGGAUGGCAAUCUCAACCUUGUUCUCCCGGUGUUGCUCUCCAACGCAGGCAAUAUUACAACAGUACUCGAUCAAUCUUCGCUCUUGAAAACUUCAUCUCCACAUUCCAACAUGUUAACAGAAGUGGCUCCCAGAUUGGGAAACUCGGAAAGUUCCAGAGAAUGGUCUGCAUCGGCUGUAGGGAUCACACUAUAGCUUCUUGGUUCCCGGUUCUUGCUACAUCAGCGCCCAAUUUGGUAAAGCAGAUGUACGAUACUAGGAUUCCAAACUUUUUGAUGGAUCCAGAUCUAAGAGACAGCGUUCAAACACUUCUGACCACAUUGAACGACUUUAAGUUCAAAUUGGAUCCAGCCCUGCUUGGAUCUUGUUCAGAUGCCGAAUCAUCUUUGACGGCGACCAUCGAUUGA
This is a messenger RNA of Rodentolepis nana, 2442 nucleotides long. The record is from the annotation of a GenBank genome assembly. NCBI's taxonomy places the organism in Eukaryota, Metazoa, Platyhelminthes, Cestoda, Cyclophyllidea, Hymenolepididae.